Molecule: messenger RNA, 1942 nt
Organism: Portunus trituberculatus (swimming crab)
Lineage: Eukaryota; Metazoa; Arthropoda; Malacostraca; Decapoda; Portunidae
Product: protein Star-like
Exons: 3
Coding region: 561-1577 (338 amino acids)
Source: RefSeq, a predicted model, not a curated record
UUAUCGUUACUAUUAUUAUAUUUAUUAUCAUUAUUAUUAUUAUUAUUAUUAUUAUUAUUAUUAUUAUUAUUAUUAUUAUUAUUAUUAUUAUUAUUAUUAUUAUUAUUAUGAGUAAGACUGACGUAAAGUUGAUAAUUACUAAACAACUUUGAGUUAUCGUAUACUGUGAUGUGUCAUGUGAUGAUGUAAUACUAAGUACCGUGCACAAGAGAGAGAGAGAGAGAGAGAGAGAGAGAGAGAGAGAGAGAGAGAGAGAGAAUGUGUCCUCCUCGCCCUACUUAAGAGGAAAAACACAACUAAAACUAAAUUCCACACACUUUUUCCUGCUCUACAAUCCUUCCUUUGCAUCCACACCAUCUUAACAGAAAAGGGGGCUUGCCUGUUGACGGAGGAACAAACUCAAAUAAAACAGUAUACAUUUUUAUCUGACAUUUUAUCUUCUUAUCUUCCCUCACAACGAAGUAUUAUUGGAACCCAUCUGUAAAUCGAGGAAGAAAGAAGAAAACGCAUGAGCAAGUGAAAGAAAACGAGGUGCUAAUCAAGAAAAAAAAAAAAACGGGAUGCUGGAAGUGAUUCGAGUUAACAAGAAUGUUUUUAGAAUUCGAUCUUGUUUCUUGAUCCUUUCCCUGACCGUCUGUGCGCUGAUGGUGAUGAUGGUGACGUGGAUUGGGGAGAGGCAGGAGGAGGCGCAGGAGUUAGUGGAGGAAGGAAUGCCAGGUGAUGACCCUCGAGCCGUAAGUCAUCUGCGGCAGUAUUGGCUCCAGGCACCCUCCACGCUACCCUAUAACUUGGGUGGGUCUUCCCUCUACGUGUCUAGCAUGAGGGGAGACACCUGGUCAUUCGUGCACCACUAUGUCAGCAGACUCUUCGCAGGAGAACACGAUGGGUUUUUCAUAGAGGCGGGAGCGUUGGACGGCCAGAUGCUGUCCAACUCCCUCUGGCUAGAGCAGGAACUGGACUGGACGGGACUGCUGAUCGAGCCGGACACCUCCAGUUACAUGGCACUGAUUUCCAAGCACCGAAAGGCGUGGACCUCCAACACCUGCCUCUCCCACACCGGGCUCACCAAGAGAUCAGUGCACGUGUCCCUCACCCUACCGCCGGCCUUACGAGCGCAAGGUUGGUACAUGAAGGGAUCGUCCUACCAGCUUGGUGUUACGAUGAAAACGCAUAGAUACGACUCCUAUCUUAGAUCAGGCGAAAAAUCCUUCUAUUUAGUGAACUGCUUCCCGCUUCACACCUAUCUGCGUGCCCUGAAUAUCACUCGAAUCGACUUGCUUUCCUUGGACACUCAGGGAAGCGAGAUGGACAUUAUAAAGACGAUCCCUUGGGCAGAGGUGAAGGUUCGGGUAGUGGUAGUGGAGAUCGUGACUUCCAAAUUUGUCUCGCAGUUCGUGGAGUACAUGAAGCAUUUCGGGUUUGUCCUGGUGGCGCACUACAAUGAUUACGUCUUCGUUCAGGAGGGAGACGCUGCCCUCACCAGGCUCCGCUCGCAGGCAGGCUGGCAGCUCGUGGUUGUUAACCAGACAGAGGAAGAACACACGAUCACUGCUAAGACUGAGACUGUGGUUCGAUAGGUAAGGCGUGUGGCUUCUGUGUGUUUUCUUUUGUGUUAAUGCUGGUCUUUUUAGUCUUUUGUUGUGUCUUCAAGUGUAUUUUUGUGUGUGAUUUCUUAGCGUUUUGAUGUCAUCUGUUGUGUAUUUCAUUGGUUUUAGUGUGUCCACUUUUAGGAUGUCUCUGUGUCUCGAUGUCCCAUGUCGUGCCUUUUCAUAUUGUGUCACGUUGUUUCUACGUGUUUUAGCACUCGGAUGUAUCAUGCUGAUGUGUCUUCAUGUCUUUUGUAUUUACUAGACCUCAUGUUCCAGUGCAAACCUUCAUGAGUGUGUGUGUGUGUGUGUGUGUGUGUGUGUGUGUGUGUGUAAUCAGAACAAAAGCUGAGGUG